GAGAUUAACCAUGUUUGAAUGUAAUCUAGGAAAAAUGAAUGAUCUAAAUCGUCCAAGUCCAUUAAUUGAACAAACUAGUUGUGAUGAAAAUAGUUAUACAACAAGUAAUAAUAAUAAUAAUAAUAAUAAUAAUAAUAAUGAUAUUAACAAAAAAUAUCGACGUCAAUCAGAACCAAUUAAAUCAUUGAAUUAUUAUUAUUAUCAUCCAUAUUCUUAUUCUAAAAAUGAUCCAUUCAAAACUAUUGAACAGAUUCAACAAAGUUUAAAACAAUUAAAUGAGGGAAAAUUGAAUUCAAAUAAAACAAGUCCAACUACUACUAAUACUACUACUACUACUACUAAUAAUAAUAAUAAUAGUAGUAGUAGUAGUAAGAAAUCAAAAUCUCUCAUAUUUAAUAUUGAUAAUAAUAGUGAUAAUUGUAAUAGUAAUGGUGAUAGUAAUGAUAGUACAAAAAGUAUUUUAUAUGAUGAAAUCGAUGAAAAGAAUAUAUUUCAUGAAAUUCAAGCUAUGGAACAAAGACAAAAUAUACCGAUGCAACAAUUAAAAGAAUUAUUAUUAUCAUCC
Schistosoma curassoni is the source of this 565-nucleotide messenger RNA. NCBI's taxonomy places the organism in Eukaryota, Metazoa, Platyhelminthes, Trematoda, Strigeidida, Schistosomatidae. The record is from the annotation of a GenBank genome assembly.